AGAGAGAGAGAGAGAGAGAGAGAGGAGGGAUGACAGGAGAUGUGGUUGUUGCCGCGGCAGCAGAGCCGGACCAGAUCUGAGACAGUAAAACACUCCUCCACCUCCUCCUCUUCUUCUUCUUUACCUUCAUUCCUCCUCCUGCAUCCGUCCGUCCCGUCAACACCUGGAACAAAAAGCAACCUGCCUCUGGCUUCUUCAUCUUCAUCCUCAUCAUCAUCAUCAUCAUCAUCCUCAGUGUGGACGGCCUUACAUGGACAUGGAGUAAAGGGACGGCCUGUCGCCUCCUCCCUGCUCUCCGACACAAAGCUGCUGUCUCUCCACCCAAACAACCUCCACCACCUCCUCCACCAGGAGAGAGAGAGAGAGAGACACAGAGAGGGAGGGAGGAGGGAGGCGGUAAAACAGAGACAGAUAAAGGAAAAUUAGAGAGGGCAAAACAGCAAGAGGAGCAGAAGGAGGGAGGAGAGAGGAAGAGGAGGCUGCUCAUCCAUAAUCUCCACGCAGAGCAGAAACACUUAGAGCGAGCGAGCAACACUCCAUUCUGUCUAUCUUGCAACUUCAGGAACCAUCAUCACAAUUUAAUAAGAAUUUGAAAGGCUGCGGCGCUGCAACACAUCAGUCUUCAGAGGGAGAGAGGGCGGGCUCAGACUGCAGCUGUAACGCUUCAUACCUGGAUUCACUUCUUCAGGUCCCAGCAGCAAUAAAGCUGCGACCAGAACAGAACUUUAUUAAUAUUACUGUGUCAGGAGAGUCUGAGUGUUCAACGGCGACACAAAGUUCUGCAGAGGAACAGGAACAGGAAGUACUCCUGGGAGUUUUAAAAGUCUUGCCCUGAGGGUCGUCUUGCAGGCCCAAGAAGGAGCUCUGCUUUUAUUUUGGAGGGCUCCAGCCCCGCCCACCAGCAGGACCUCACAAGGAACUCGUCAAAAUAAAAGACAGGCCAGAUGCAUCGGCGUUCCUGCUUCCUGACCGCGUUUUUUUCAUGGCUUGAUACCUGACCGCCUCCCCCUUCCUCCCCCCUCCCCCUCAUCCCCCCACAUGGCCAUCCACUUCCUGUCUCGCCACACGAAGUGAGCGAGGUUUAGUUAAGGUGUUUACCUCGAGUCCAUUAACCCCGCCCACCCCGAGGACAGAACUUUGACUCUCUCCGGGCGGGACGCGCUGAUGCAAGAUGGCGGCAGGCGUGGCGACAUGGCUGCCGUUUGCGCGGGCCGCGGCGGUUGGUUGGCUGCCAUUGGCCAAGAAGACGAUGCCCAAACCUCCCGUGGACAACUCGUCCAGAUCAGAUGAGAUCCUGUACGUCAACGUCAGCGGGGUCAGGUUUCAGACAUGGAAGAACACUCUGGACCGUUAUCCAGAGACGCUGCUCGGUUCUUCAGAGAAGGAGUUUUUCUACAACGAGGACACGCAGGAAUACUUCUUCGACCGAGACCCUGAAAUGUUCCGACACAUUCUCAACUUUUACCGUACCGGGAAACUCCACUACCCGCGACACGAGUGCGUCCAGGCCUUCGAUGAAGAGCUCGCCUUCUACGGCAUCGUGCCGGAGAUCAUUGGAGACUGCUGCAUGGAGGAAUACCGGGACAGGAAGAAGGAGAACCAGGAGCGCCUGGCAGAGGACACGGAGGCCAACGAGGCGAUGGACGCCCCCCUCCCUCCACACAGCACCUCCAGGGAGCGGCUGUGGCGAGCCUUCGAGAACCCCCACACCUCCACCAUGGCGCUGGUCUUCUACUACGUCACCGGCUUCUUCAUUGCCGUCUCCGUCAUCGCCAACGUGGUGGAGACGGUGCCGUGCCGGCCUCCCAAAGGCAGCGUCAAAGACCUUCCCUGCGGGGAGAAGUACCAGCUGGCCUUCUUCUGCAUGGACACGGCCUGCGUGCUCAUCUUCACCUUCGAGUACCUGAUGCGUCUGUUCGCGGCGCCCAGCCGCUGCAAGUUCAUGCGCUCGGUGAUGUCGGUGAUCGACGUGGUGGCCAUCAUGCCCUACUACAUCGGCCUGGUGAUGCCCGAGAACGAGGACGUGAGCGGCGCCUUCGUCACGCUCCGGGUUUUCCGCGUCUUCCGGAUCUUCAAGUUCUCGCGGCACUCUCAGGGUUUGAGGAUCCUGGGCUACACGCUGAAGAGCUGCGCCUCCGAGCUGGGCUUCCUGCUCUUCUCCCUCACCAUGGCCAUCAUCAUCUUCGCCACCGUCAUGUUCUACGCCGAGAAGGGCACCAAGGGCUCCACCUUCACCUCCAUCCCGGCCUCCUUCUGGUACACCAUCGUCACCAUGACGACGCUCGGGUACGGCGACAUGGUUCCUAACACCAUUGCGGGGAAGAUCUUCGGCUCCAUAUGCUCUCUCAGCGGCGUGCUGGUGAUCGCCCUGCCGGUGCCGGUCAUCGUGUCCAACUUCAGCCGGAUCUACCACCAGAACCAGAGAGCGGACAAGAUGAGAGCGCAGCAGAAAGUGCGUUUGGCUCGGAUCCGCAUGGCCAAGAAAGGAACAGCCAACGCCUUCCUCCAGUACAAAGAAGACCGAUCACUCGGGGACCGGGACAGCGACAGCACAGCUCUGUGUGUGAAGAACAGAUCGGCGUUCGAGCAUCAACACAACCACCUGCUGCACUGUCUGGAAAAGACAACGAACCACGAGUUCACAAACGAGAUCACCUACAGUGAGUUGUGUAUGACCGAGUCGGUGGGCUACAGGACCAGUCGUAGCACCUCCCUCUCCAGCCAGCAGGGGACGCAGAACAACUCCACCGGCUGCUGCCCCCGCCGGGCCAGAAGGAGAGCCGCCAUGCGGCUGGCUAACUCCACGGUGUCCGUCAGCCGGGGGAGCGUCCAGGAGCUCGACACCCUGCACGUCAAAACCACCUCCAUCCCACCACAAACUCGUUCCAGUCUGAAUGCCCAGACCAGCGAUCUGAAGCUGAACUGUGGGGAACAGGAUUUCACCGCUGCCAUCAUCAGCAUCCCCACGCCGCCCGCCAACACGCCUGAUGAGAGCCUCCCCCCAUCACCUGCCCCCAUACCCGGGAUCCUGCGCAACACCCGGGCCACCGCCUACACCCACGACACCGUCAAAAUCUCCUCCUUAUAACCGCCGACCACGCCUGCGACUUCCCCCCGAUAACCCAGUCCGCCUCCCCACUAGCCAACCUCCCCAUGAACUGUGAACCUCCUCUGAACCUCUGAUCCUGAACACAGGGCACUGCUAGCUGACAUUUAAGGGACUCGGAUACUUUGAGUACCUCUGGUGUGUUUCACUCCUUCUCAUGUGGAACAAACCCAAAUGGAGGCAGAAUGGCUUUGACCAUACGAGUGACAGCAGCCAACUGGAGCUCAGUCCAAGGACAGGAGUUCAGAAAGGAACAGUAACCCCCCUAUGCAUUACAGACCCCAACACGCACUUGCCUCCCUGCACAGUUUGGACCUUUUGGAUCUGAUCGCACAAACCCGGGAGGAUUCAUUCUGGACCUUCAAUGGAAAAGAUGCCAAGACUCUCAGAGACAUUCAGCACCGUGAGACCAGCUGAGACGUCUGUUCUGCAUCCCCUCUAAACACAACGCUGUCGAGGACGUCAGUGUGAACCUGCCGAGAACGGACUGAGUCAAGUUAUUUUGACGUGUCGCUUGUGGGAGAGAAUCCGACCGCCGGGCGACCGCCGGGCGAUCAUUUAGACUCAGACUCGUCUGUGAUUGGAAGAACAUGCGACAGAGAUGAACUGUUGACAACCAAACAACCCUCAGUGGCUUCAGAGGUCCAUGCUACAGUUUUGUAGGAAACAGAUGGUGGCUGUACUGAUGCUUCCUUUUCUUUGCAGCAACACUCUGGAUCUUCAAGCCUGAUUGGACCUCUGCUCGAAAUUUAAAGGUUGUAGGUUUGAACCCCAAGAACGGGUCAAGAUGUCUUUGAAGAGGAUGAGGAUGACUUUUAAAAGAGACGGAGUCUGGGACGAUGAUCUCUUCACUGGCUUCGAGCCACUUCAGGUCACAUUUUAAAGAAUUCACGAGCGAGAACUCUUUUUUUUUUUUGCAUGAGAUGAAUGAACAUGAACAUCACGGAGCAAAGAUCCAGACGCUGCUGAAACUCAUGAAUCCAACAUGAACUGAACUCAACUGGGUUUAACUGAUCUAUGCUGAGCCUGAACACAACUACACUGAGCUGAAUUCAAGGAGCUGACCUGUGAUGAACCGAGCUGGUCUGAGCAGCACUGGACUUAUCUGGUUUUCUAAAUGGGACUGCGGGGAGGAAAGGGUUCUGGACUGGAUUAAUCUGGUCUGAUGUGGACUGGUCUGGUCUGCCUGUAGCUCAGAAGUGUUUGUCAGCGUUGACAACUGACGCCCAGACUGGAAGCGAAAGCCUUUUACUUUUCAAAAUAUGCAACAUUACAAGAAGCAGGAAAAUAGCAUCAACAGAAGAGAAUAAUAAUAAUAUCAAUAAUAAUGUGUGUGUUAUAAAACUACAGUAAUUAUUGCAGGGAACAUAAUGUAAAGCAACUAAGAAAUUCAUUUGUCAUGUGAUCUUUUCAGAACACAACAAGUAUUCUGCAAUAGAUUAAACAGGAAAGGGAAAUGCAGAAGCUCGUUAGUCUUAAACUCUUCUGUCCCGAUGACGUGCACUCUGACACCGGAAAGGUUUUCCAGCACACGAGGAGCCACGUGCAGAUGUCUGAGGGUUUUAAUGACGUAAAGAAUACACAGAGAGAUCAUGUAUGACAGAGCUGACACUGAGCGAGCUCCGCUCGGGUCACAAGUUCUCCGAUUCGGAGCACCAUCAUUUCAACUAUGAGAAAAAUCAGGUGGUGAACCAGUGGGACGAUGUCCAAACUGAAGCUGAGUCCUCUUCCAUGUCAGCCCCUGUUCCUCAUGGAGCGUUUCCUCCAUCAGAGUGUUGAAAUGUUUUAGUCUUUGCACCGACUCUCCGUCACCAGUGGAUCAGCAAACUCAACUUUUAAAAGCUCGACAGUUCAGCUUAGUGCUGACAUGCUUGUUAAGUAGACACUACAAGCUUUGAGCAUUCUGUGAGGUCACAGAAUGUUUUUGUCGGCGAAGUCUGUCGGCUUUAAAGCAGGGGUCUUCAAGCAGGGGUCUUCAAGCAGGGGUCUUCAAGCAGGGGUCUUUAAGCAGGGGUCUUCAAGCAGGGGUCCACGGCCCCUGGGCGUCCACAGAGGUACUGCAGGGGGUCUGCCAAAAGUUUGUCAGAAUAAUUGACAGUGGACAUGUCCAAAGACGCACUGCUCUGACGUUUAGUAACCAACAAUAAUUAUGCAUGAACUUUUUAUCAAUCAUAAACACAUAUAAGCUGAAAGCCCAGUAUAUAAACAGGUUCAUGACAUGUGGGGUCCCUGUUCUGUUUGUCUCUGGUCCAGGGGCUGAAGAAGACUCCUGCUUUAGAGAGCAAACAUAGAAAAGCUUCAGUUGAGCUUCAUGCUGGUUCUCCGGUCUGUGCCGUGCUGACCGCCGUCACUGCAGAGAACACACGGACUUUAAAAAAGUCAAACUCUCGUUAUUCCUCCUAAAUUUAACGACCAUAAUGUGAAGAUUUAUCCUCUUCCACAGAGUCGCCUGCUCGUAUUUCUUGGCCAUAAAAAACAAAGAUUAGUAUUUUUAUUAAGUGCCGCUGCAGUCCAAGUUUUUCUACUUCAACCCAGAUUCUACUGUACAAACUCUGGAUGCUUAUUUAGGUUGGCAGAAAGACUGAUGGUGGAAAUGUGAGGAACCAGCAGGAAGCACAAAAAGAGGACGAGGCUUCACGAGUCAGCAUAGUGUGGGCGGAGCCUCGUGUGCAGGUGUGUUCGAGGUAACCAUCACCCAAAAAGAGUGCACGCCAUCGGCGUCAGGUGACUUCAGCUGCGAGUGUUUGAGCGUUUCCUCCACCAAUCAGAAGCGACACACGGACAGACGUACAUACUGUAACAUAUUUUGUAUCAUAAACGUUCACCUGCAUCUUCCAAUCAAAUCCUCAAAAAAGAUAAAAAAGAUUUUAAAAAAAAAGAGUGAUGAAAGUCGCCGGGUAUGUGAGCGGCGUCCCUCCGUGCAUGAGCCUCGUACAGUAGAAGUAGCACUACUGAUCAUAGAAUUAUCAACCAUAUCAGAGGAAAGAUUAAAAAACACAAUGAGGGAGAAAAUCUCAUCAUCCGUUCUUUUGCAUGACUCCUGUUUCUUUCUCUCCUCAGUCAUCGGUUUGUUUCUCAUCCCUCCCUCCCCGAACAAAGAAGAGUGUUUGCACCACGAGACGUGUUCGUUAGAUUACGAGAAGAAGUCAAAACAGAUUAUAGAAAUGAAUUCAAAAAUCAUUCAGGCAUGUUCCUCGCCAGAAUGCAAAGUGUGUGUGUGUGUGUUUGUAUGAACGUGUGUGUGUGUGUGUGUGUGUGUGUGUAUGAUGAGCAGUCACAAAUAUGCAUGGAUACCGUUGUAGGUAUUUUAUCUGUUUUCUCCUGAAGAGUCGACGAGAGAGACGAGACUGGACAGACUGUCUGUUCACCGACAGAUGAUUCAAACCUUUCUUUGAUUUUUGUCUUUGUGUUUACAAAACUUCAUCAUCACAGUCAAACUUUAACGAGCCGUGAACUCAUUAGUACCUUGCUGAUUCCAGGGUUUCACCUUCUUCAUCUCCAUCAGUGAAUUUGUUUAUUCAAAUGUGAUUCAAAGAAACAUUUCUUUAAAAGUACCCUUUAAAAUGACUGAAUACAUUUACUACUUUAAAGUAUUAAGUCGGUUGUUAAAUGUCCCUACAGGGCUCCUGUAAACAAAGUUAAACUCUGACCCUGUGACAUGUUGCAGACAUGUUGGCUCGUGGUUAAAGCUGAGUCGUGGUUUACUGUUUGACCUCGUGUUAAAUGAUGGAGCCACUUAAAGGAGACACAUUAUGGAAAAAGUUUCUGAAUUCGGGGUGCGUCCAAACAAGAAGGGGGCGAAUGAGCAGCAGCUCAUUUGCAUUUAAAGGGACAGACACGAAAAACUUCCGUCUGAGCACAGAGCGCUGCUGUGAUGUCACUGUGAUGUCACUGUGAUGUCACUGUGAUGUCACCAUCAAGACUCAUGAUCACUGUUUUACAUUUUAAUCAACAUGACGUGUGAACGAGUUACUGCAGGACAAACUUAUCGAGUAUAAAAACUGAUCGUUCCUGUCGCAGUUUUAAAAUAUUGUUUGACAGGUUAAAAAUGAAUCAUUUUCUUUGCAGAUGUUUCCUGUCUGUCACCAUUCAAAGAGUAACUUCUCACCAAAGUAACUUUUGAGUAAAGUUACUGACUGUGACUCUGAGCAGUUCAGAGUUUUUCUGUCUAGAUCUUAUAUCAUAAUAUUUCCUCCACUCAUCAGACUGUGUAUUAAAAGUCUUUAGCAGUUUUUGAAUGUGUGAAAUGAUUUGAAGUUUUUCUGAACACGGUCAGCUGUUCUUGUUUGUUCUGCAUUUAUGUGACUGACAUGAUGAAGCACAUGGGUUAAUGCUGAUGAUGACAGCCUGUGAACCGAUGGACAUGUUCAGUCUCAGUGAGCCGUGGUGAAUGAGAGCAGGAGAAAACAGCAUUAAAGCACAGAGGUGUAUAUUCCAUUCCACUAAUAAAGACGAGAGAAACCA
Molecule: messenger RNA, 7570 nt
Organism: Larimichthys crocea (large yellow croaker)
Lineage: Eukaryota; Metazoa; Chordata; Actinopteri; Sciaenidae
Gene: kcnd1
Product: potassium voltage-gated channel, Shal-related subfamily, member 1
Exons: 9
Coding region: 1172-3088 (638 amino acids)
Biological process (GO): potassium ion transmembrane transport; action potential; protein homooligomerization
Cellular component (GO): voltage-gated potassium channel complex; postsynaptic membrane; neuronal cell body
Molecular function (GO): A-type (transient outward) potassium channel activity; protein binding
Source: RefSeq, a predicted model, not a curated record